Molecule: messenger RNA, 1690 nt
Organism: Apis florea (little honeybee)
Lineage: Eukaryota; Metazoa; Arthropoda; Insecta; Hymenoptera; Apidae
Product: DUF1676 domain-containing protein Osi10b
Cellular component (GO): membrane
Source: RefSeq, a predicted model, not a curated record
AUGAACCACGGAUCGAGAACCUUGUGCCUUUACCUAAUCUACAUAUCUACCGGGAUCGCGGCGAUCGUGGAGGAAUCGACCGAGGAGGAGCGAAUUUUGACGAACGAGGAGGAGGACCGUCAGGCGGGUUUCGGCGAGGCCCUCGGUUCCUGUCUGGCCGGGAAAGAGCACGCCGCUUUGGAAUGCGUGAAUCGCGGCGCUCUGACCGCUCUUCGAUCGAUCGAUCGCAAGCACGUUUUGGAUUUUGGGGAUGCACACUUGGAGAGGGCGGACGGCCUCCACGGUAGACAACUUUUGGACUGGGAUUACGAUCCCAAGGAUUUUGGGAACGUGGUGAGAGCGGCGACCAAAUUGAUGGAACGACGAAGCUUAAGGUGGAAUCUGGAUAACGUGUACCCUGGACUGGAACUGAGGGCUGGACCAAUGUUGAACGGGAACGGGAUACUCGAGUUCGUCGUUAACGAGAAAUCGACGAUUUUCGGGGACAGGCAAGCUUUGGGCCCAGCGUCUAAAGCCUGCCCCGCAACUUUCUCCUUUCCAGGAAGGCAAAUGAUGAGACACCUGUUGAUACCAUUCCUGCUAGGUUUUAAGUUCAACCUGGCCUCCCUGAUUCCCCUGCUGUUCGGCUUUUUGCUACUGCUCACGAAGAAGGCACUGCUGUUGACCAAGGUGGCGCUGGUCAUCACCGGCCUGCUCGGUUGGAAUUCCUUGCUCUCCGCCUACCCAAGCGGGGGAGGAGGAGGGGUUCACUCUUACGAGGCGCACGGUGCGUUUCCACCGCAUUACGAGCAUUAUUAUAAUUUCCACCACAGGCCGCCGUACAGGGGAUUCCAGGGCAACGACUUCGUUGAGCCGUACGCCCAACACGUGAUCAGAGAGGUGGUCGACGUUUACGAUAACGCGGACCAGGUUGGCAAGAACAAGGGACGGAAGAAUUUCGUUUGGGCCAAGAUCCGCGAUAUUUUUCCAAACUGUCCACAACCUCGUCCGCUCCGAAGCCUCGAUAUUGCGCGAAUCAUCGUCUCGUUUGACAUGAGAGGAACGAUUUGUCACGUUGUCGCGUUGCUCGCUUGCCUCCUACUGUUCGACCGGGCGCAGGCCAGGAACGAGUACACGAGAUUGUUCGACAAAUGCGCCGCCGAGAGGAACGCGUUCGACUGCUUGAAGAGGAGAGCGCUCGAGAUCCUGGAUUCGGCGAUCAAGGACGACACGGUGUACGUGUUGAACGAGUACGUGUCGAUCGGCAGGGAUCCCGCGGCCCCCAAGAAUAUCGAUAGAUCGUUCAAGGAGAACGGGACCGAGCCGAGUCUGGACCAGAUGCUGGACAACAAGUUUCACGAGUAUAUUUCCUCAAGAAACGUCAAGUUGACUAUUCCUGGGGAUGCGUUUCAAGGUCGAAAGAAAAAGGACAAGGGAUACGGUGCACUGAUAAUGGGCGCAAUGGCGGUGGGUGCUAUGAUGGCGCAACUGGCCUACGGUAAAAUCGCCUUUAUCGCUGGAACUGCUUUGCUCACAGCCAAGAUAGCCCUGGUUUUGAGCGCAAUAAUCGGAUUGAAGAAGCUGGUGUCCAGCCACGGCGGAGGCGGGCACGAGGUGAUUUACGCUACAGGCUCUGAACACCAUGGAAGUUACGGUGGAGGAUACGGAGGUGGCUGGCAAAGGGCUAUGGAGGGCGUUCCUACAACUUGAA